This is a messenger RNA of Ambispora gerdemannii, 1392 nucleotides long. The record is from the annotation of a GenBank genome assembly. Lineage: Eukaryota; Fungi; Glomeromycota; Glomeromycetes; Archaeosporales; Ambisporaceae.
AUGAAACGAAUAAAAGCAUACGACGAGCUAAAAACUGAGCGAGUUUUGAAAAAACAUAAGGCCGAGACCUUGCAAAAUGCGAGCGACCAAGUCUUGGAUUUUCAAGAAAAAUUAACUGGAGAAAUGAGAAAGGAGCCUUUAUUGGAAUCUACAGUUGUACUUGAUGAGGGUAAUGACGGACAAAGUGUAAAGGACUAUUAUGAACCAUCAGGUUCUGUUAAUGAAAGGAAGAUAACCAAUCCAUUGUUUUCGGACGAUGAGGGACAGAUGACUCGUUAUAAAGAAGCGAAGAAAAAGAAAUUAUCAUUCUGGAAUAAGGGGAAUAUAUUGCCUGACGCUCAAAAAUUUGGAUUUUGCCUUCGGGUCAGAAUGUUGGUGACAUCUAUGCUAAAAAGAUAUCUGAAAAUGCAAGAGAUAUCAAAAUUAACAGCCAUUGGAAAAGCCAUAUUGCGCUAUGGUGCAUCAAAUAUAAUUGAUUUAUCUGCUCACAUGAAGAGUUGGUUUUGUGUCGAUGAUAAGAAGUUCAUUGUGAAAAAUUACGAAUCUAUGUUACGAAUUCCUGAACUGGCAGUCGAAGAGAAAUCAUUUGUUUUGAAAAUCGAGAAUAUGGUACAUGAAGGGAAAGUGGAUCAGGCGUAUAAAUACUGUAUGGAAAUUCAUAUUAAGUCAGAAGAAAACAGCUAUUUAUAUAAGAUCAGCAAAAUAUACGGUGACUUCAUUUACAAAAGCAAGAACCAAGUGGAUGUCUUGGAUUUUGAUUCAAAAAGUACACACACUGAAAUCGACGUGAUUUUAAAAGCUUGCACAUAUAUUGUAGAGGGAUUGAGCAAAAAUCUCAAAAUAUAUUCGAGAUGGAGUGUGGACCAUAAGAAUGGACGUAAAUGUGAUGUUCGAUUUUUAUCAAUUUCAGGAGUAGAUCUUGGAGAGUGGGAGUAUUCCGUAAAGGCUGUUGCAACUAAGACCAUUGGUGAUAGAUGCCGUUCCGCUCGAAUCAAUCAAUCAAUUUUAAACGGAUUACUACAAUAUAAUCUCAAUGAUGAACAAGUUAAGGGCAUCCAAGUGCCUUUUUUGCAGUUUGGUGGCACAAGCGGACAAUUGUUAAUUGAAGAUCUAAUGGAAGGCUUUUACAUUGUCUUUCCCGGACCCAGGUUCGAAUUACCUACAAAACUUCGGGAUAUUGGAAAACUGAAGACUUCUAUCAAUGUCAUCAAGUCAGUCAUGGAUAUGUAUAAAAAAACAUGCGAGACCAUAGAAAAUUUAGAAACAACGCGUCAUGAAUUUGAUGAUAUUUUCAGUGAAGAUGAUAUAGUUGAUACAACCAAACCCACUCAUUUUAAAUACACAGAUAUUUGUAAACCGUGGUGGACUCCGAAAAGUAAAAAGUCAAAAUAG